Molecule: messenger RNA, 1617 nt
Organism: Naegleria fowleri
Lineage: Eukaryota; Heterolobosea; Eutetramitea; Acrasida; Naegleriidae
Exons: 2
Coding region: 1-1617 (538 amino acids)
Cellular component (GO): cytoplasm
Source: RefSeq, a predicted model, not a curated record
AUGUCGUCGGAACAGAUCACCACCAACACCACCUCCACGACCUCUCGAAAGUAUCUCUUUUCAGAGGUCACUAUUCAGCACGUCUGUGGAGGUUCAAGUAAUAACUCGCUCCAACUACUGCUACCUCAACAGACACUCUCGUCAUCCACAUGCACACUUCAUUCCUCUCCAACCAUCGACGCAUGCAUUCCUUCUCAUUGGGUCGUUUCCGAUCGAAAGAAGAAAUCCCUUCUCGAAUUCUUCCUUUCUUCACAACAACAUGAAAAUCAGAAGGAUCUUCCUCAUGUGGAAGGUUAUUAUCAAUUCUUAGAACCAGACAAGUUUGUGGAUCCAUGGAUUGGCAUCUCCCACGACAAGUCUAUCGGUGAUUACUUUUCCAUGUUCAAAUAUAUUGGGAAUCGACCAAGUAUUCCUUCUGAUGAAGAAUUACCACAAUUGGAACCUCAUUAUGAUUUAUUGUUUCAUCCCAAACCCUUCCAACACUUUGUGGAACAUGCAAAUAUCACAAAAACCUCAAACACUACAACUGCCACAACUGCCACUACUCAUGAAAAUUCUUCUUUAAAAUCGUCGACAAGUCUCAAUGAAAUGGAUACACACAUUGAUUAUUCAAAAAAGACCUAUCAAAUCACAUGGAUUGGACAUUCCACAUUUCUCAUUCAAUAUCGUGGAAUUAAUAUUUUAACAGAUCCAGUAUUCGCUGAAAGAUGCAGUCCCGUCUCGUUUUUUGGACCUAAAAGAAUUAAGAAAAUUCCAGUGGAUGACAUUUCCAAGUUGCCACCAAUUCAUUUUGUUUGUGUGUCACAUAAUCAUUAUGAUCAUUUGUGUGAAACGUCCAUUCGUGACAUUCAAAAAUAUCAUGAUCCAAUUAUUUUGUUACCGUACAAGUGUAAAUAUAAAUGGAUGCAAAGUGGAUGUUUGAAUCAAGAAAAGAUGAAUUCAAAAUUGUAUGAAUUGGAUUGGUGGAAAGAUGUAACUUUUAAGGUUUCUGCAAAAAUAUCAAAUACGACCAUGACAGUUGAAAGUGAAAUUCGAUUUGUGUUUUUACCAGCUCAGCAUUGGGGAGCGAGAAAUAUGACAGAUCGAAAUGAGGCCUUGUGGGGUUCAUGGGGAAUUGAAUUCAAUGAAAUCAUUCCAAAUGGUAUCAUUGAACAGCAAGUUGGAAAACGUGUGGUGAAAUUUUGGCAUGCUGGUGACACGGGUUACAAUACACAAACAUUCACAGAAAUUGGAAAACGACUUGGACCUAUUGAUUUGGCAUUGAUCCCAAUUGGAGCUUAUCAUCCAAGAUCGUUUUUGAAGGAUCAACAUGUAGAUCCUGAAGAAGCAAUCACCAUCGCGCAAGAGGUGGGUGCAAAGAAAAGUAUUGGAAUGCACUGGGGAACAUUCAUGUUGACCUUUGAGCCAGUCAUGGAACCUAAACAAUUGUUGGAAAAGGGUUUGAUUGAAAGAAAACUUCCUACUGAUUAUUUCAUUACCAUGAAACAUGGAGAAACCAUUGUCGAUGACUUUGACCACACCCAAAAUAACGAAAAUUGCGUUCCAAUGGUUGAAACAAAUGAAACCAAUGCUCUCAAAACCGAGCAACAAGAGAAAACAAUAACAGUUCAGGAAUGA